AUGGACGUUUUGCUUCAGUGCGUGCACCAGUCGCACGCGCACCGGCUGGUGAUGUUCCACCGGCAGCGCGCGAGGCACCUCUUCCCCGACGACUCCUUCGGGACCGCCGCCUCGGAGCCCGGCUAUUUCAGCAGCAGGACAGGCCCCCAGCUCUGCUUGCUCACCGGCGUCACGAGGACCCCCGCGGAGGUGCUUCGGUGGCUCCGCGACACGCACCUGGAGCGCUACGUCACGCGGCUGUACUUCUUUCCGCACGACGGCCCGCGCGCCGCGACCCGCGAGGACCUUCUGGAGCAGCUCAACGGGCUGGAGGCGCCGCUGGGGGCGGUGCGCGUGCUGGCCACGCCGGGCGGGCGGCUGCUGAACUACGUGGGCGAGCACCUCGCGAUGUCCUGGGAGCUCGACCCGAAGCAGUACGAGUGGGUGCUGCAAGUGGCGGAGAUCCCGGAAGAGGCCGGUGACGGCGCGGACGGCCCCGCCCGGCCGUUCCGCUGGCACCUGGCCCCAGCGGCGUGGGGCCACAUGAGCCCGAACGACCUGAGCGCCCGCCACGACGGCAGCGCGUGCAAGGCCGCGGCGAAGAUCGAGGAGGCGUUUGCGUUCGCGGGCGCCGCGGAGGACCUCGACGCGGCCAAUGCCAUCGACAUUGGGGCGGCGCCGGGCGCUUGGACGCAGUACCUGGCACGCACGUGCCGUCGCGUGGUUGCGAUCGACCCAGCGGAGCUCUCCCCGGAGGUCCUCGCGCUUCCGAACGUGGUGCACGCGAAGAAGCGCGUGGAGGCCGCGAGGGAGGACGUCCUCGCGGCGUUCGGCGGCCCCGCGGACGUCCUGGUGUGCGACGCGAACAUUCACCCGGCGGACCUGGGGGGGGUGUUGGCGGAGAGCAUGGGGCUCGUGCGGCCGGGCGGGCUGGUCGUGGUGACGCUCAAGUGGCGCGGCGUCUCGAGGGACAAGGCGUGCGCGGAGGGGGAGUUCUUGGCCAGGGUCGGGCGCGGCGUGUUGAGGGGGCGCGCAUGUGCUGGCUGA
This is a messenger RNA of Pedinophyceae sp. YPF-701, 1026 nucleotides long. NCBI's taxonomy places the organism in Eukaryota, Viridiplantae, Chlorophyta, Pedinophyceae. The record is from the annotation of a GenBank genome assembly.